Molecule: messenger RNA, 2399 nt
Organism: Pogona vitticeps (central bearded dragon)
Lineage: Eukaryota; Metazoa; Chordata; Lepidosauria; Squamata; Agamidae
Gene: LEO1
Product: LEO1 component of Paf1/RNA polymerase II complex
Biological process (GO): transcription elongation by RNA polymerase II; positive regulation of transcription elongation by RNA polymerase II
Cellular component (GO): nucleus; Cdc73/Paf1 complex
Molecular function (GO): RNA polymerase II C-terminal domain phosphoserine binding
Source: RefSeq, a predicted model, not a curated record
ACGGGCGUGCAAACCGCGGCCCUCUUUCCCCAAGCGGCCUUCCUCACCCUCCGCCGCCAACACUAGUCGCAGCUUGAUGGCGUCACAACGGCGGCGCCCGCCUUCGGGGCGAGGGAGGUCCUCUGCCGGGUCCGCCCAGGCGUCUCUCGCAAUGGCGGACAUGGAGGAGCUCUUCGGCAGCGACGCUGACACGGACCCGGAGCAGAAAGAUUCAGACUCUGGCUCUGAGUCGGAUUCAGACCAAGAGAACGCAGGCUCCGUCAGUAACAUUUCUGGGAGCGAGAGCGACAGAGAAGAUGCCCGAGAGGCUUUAAAACCCAGCAAUAAAGAAUUGUUUGGUGACGAUAGCGAGGACGAUGGCGCCUCUCACCACAGCGGCAGCGACAAUCCGUCGGAACAGUCCUACAAUCAGUCCGAAGGCUCGGGACACUCUGACCGUGAGGACCACGACCAGUCAGAUGUCGAGCAACACAGUGGGUCAGAAGUGGGUCACGGUGAGGAUGAAGAGGAGAAUGAGGACCAUCACUCAGAUGAAGGGAGCCACCACUCCGAGGCAGAAGGAUCUGAAAAGGUGCCCUCGGAGGACGAGAGGUGGGGACAGGAAGACAAAAGCGAUCAGUCCGAGGAUGACGAGAAGCUGCAGAACUCAGACGACGAAGAGCCGCUCCAGCAUUCGGACGAGGAGAAGAACUCUGAGGACGAGGAGAGAGCUGCUGUGCCUGACCCUAAGGAGAGGUUGGACCACUCCGAUGAGGAGAAAACGCACAACUCAGAGGACGAAGAGAAGCCCCUGGUUUCGGAUGAGGAAAGACUGCCCAAUUCCGAUGAAGACGAAAGGCCUCGGCAUUCGGACGAGGAGAACGGACAGAAUUCGGAAGACGAGGAUGAAAGGCCGCAGCACUCUGAUGAAGAGAAGAUGCAGAAUUCAGAUGACGAGAGGCCCCAGCACUCAGACGAGGAGGAGCGCAGGCUCUCCGAGGAUGAGGAGGAGCAUGAGCAUAAAUCUGAAUCCGCACGAGGCAGCGACAGUGAUGACGAAGUGCCACCCAUGAAGCGUAAGAAGCAGAUUUCAUCAGAUUCUGAAAUGGAUAGUGAUGCGGAAGGGCAGAAAGAUAAUAGGGAUGCCAUGGAUCUGUUUGGAGGAGCAGAUGACAUCUCUUCGGGAAGCGAUGGGGAAGACAAGCCCCCAACGCCGGGGCAGCCAAUUGAUGAGAAUGGGCUGAAUGAGGACCAGCAGGAGGAGGAACCUAUUCCAGAAACACGAAUAGAAGUUGAAAUUCCAAAAGUGAACACUGACUUAGGAAAUGACUUAUAUUUUGUGAAGCUUCCCAAUUUCCUCAGUGUGGAGCCCAGGCCUUUUGAUCCUCAGUAUUAUGAGGAUGAGUUUGAAGAUGAGGAGAUGCUGGACGAAGAAGGCAGAACAAGGUUAAAACUGAAGGUCGAGAACACGAUCCGCUGGCGAACUCGCCGAGAUGACGAAGGAAGCGAGAUCCGAGAAAGCAACGCACGAAUUGUCAAAUGGUCUGACGGGAGCAUGUCUCUGCACUUGGGGAACGAGGUCUUCGAUGUGUACAAGGCUCCACUGCAGGGCGACCACAACCACCUCUUCAUCAGGCAGGGAACCGGUCUGCAAGGCCAGGCGGUGUUCAAGACAAAGCUAACCUUCAGGCCUCACUCCACAGACAGUGCCACCCACAGGAAGAUGACUCUUUCUCUAGCAGACAGAUGUUCAAAGACUCAGAAAAUCCGCAUUUUGCCCAUGGCUGGUCGCGAUCCAGAGUCCCAGCGCACAGAAAUGAUUAAGAAAGAAGAGGAGAGGCUGCGAGCGUCCAUCCGCCGAGAGUCCCAGCAGAGGAGGAUGCGGGAGAAGCAGCACCAGCGGGGACUGAACGCCAGCUACUUGGAGACGGAUCGGUACGAGGAGGAGGAGGAAGGGGAAGAAGCCAUCAGCCUGGCAGCCAUCAAGAACAGAUAUAAAGGAGGGAUCAGAGAAGAGCGUGCUCGGAUUUAUUCUUCAGACAGCGAUGAGGGAUCAGACGAAGAUAAAUCACAGAGAACAACGAAAUCAAAAAAACUCAACAGUGACGAGGAGGGGGAGACUUCGGGGAAGAGGAAGGCAGAGGACGAUGACAAGGCCAGCAAGAAGCACAGGAAGUACGUGGUGAGCGAUGAAGAAGAUGAGGACGAGGAGGCCUAACGCCCAGCCGGCUUGGAUGCUUGGCACGAGGACUGUUUUAUCAGGAGAGAGACUGUGCCAAGAAGCAAGUCCAAGCCCACCAGGUUUGUUUUGUCCAUUUUUUUAGAAAGGAAACUUUCAUUAAUGUGAUAUUAAAACAAAUAAAGUGUCUUGCCAACCAACUGACAGCCCCCCCCGACACCCCCUCCCCCGAAGUGCUUCA